AUGGACACGCUUCACGCAAGAGCCGACUGGGAGCGCGUGGGCGACAAGUGGUUCCGCAAGACGGAGCAGUAUACCGCCGUCUUUGGCCAGGAUCUGGACCUCGAUGCCUUUGUCGUGACGGGCGCGCCUUAUGCCGGCGCUCUGGCGCUGUGGCGGGACGACUCGAAGCUGCAGGCUCACCGCGCGGGGCAGACGACGAAGCCGGGGAUUGACAUUUACAGCCUGGCGGGCAAGAAGCUGCGGACCAUCUCCUGGGACAGCGGCGCCAUCAAGGGCCUGGGAUGGUCCGAGGACGAGUCGCUGCUGGUGGUGGCGGCGGACGGCAACGUGAGAUGCUACGAUAUGCAGGGGGACUUUAGCCACUUCUCGCUGGGGAACGGGGCGGACAACUAUGGAGUUGAGUCGUGCCGGUUCUACGAUAACGGCAUGGUGGCCCUGCUGGGGAACAACACACUGGUGACGGUUUCGUCGUAUUCAGAGCCCCGACCAAAGCUGCUGGCCCCUGUCCCGGCAGGAGAGAUUCAUUCAUGGGCCAUCGUCGCCCCGAACCACACGCUGUCUCGCUCCGUGGAAGUUUUGCUCAGUAUUGGGUCGACUGUUUACGUGGUUGAUGCUACGGACUGCGAGGACCGGUUUCUGGAUGUUGGGCCGUUUUCACACGUCAGUGUCUCGCCCGACGGUCGCUUUGUCAACUUGUAUGGCAAGAAUGGUAAGGCGCAUGUCAUAUCGAGCGAUUUCCAGGAGAGGUUGUUUGAGCACAACUCGAAUUCACACACACCUCCCAAGUACGUGGAGUGGUGUGGCAGCGAUGCCAUUAUUGCUUGGGAAGACGAGGUCCAUGUUAUUGGGCCGGGUGAUGAGUCUUCGUCUUACAUCUACGACAGCACCCGAGUGCACGUCAUGUCUGAACACGACGGCGCUAGACUGAUAACGAAUGAUUUUUGCGAGUUUCUUGAGAGGGUGCCUGAUGAUACGCUUCAGGCAUUUGGUGCUGCCUCAGAAUCAUCCCCCGCAUCUAUUCUGCUCGAUGCUGUGAGACAGCUUGAGCUGCAAUCCCCCAAAGCAGAUGAUUAUAUCCAACUCAUACGGCCCAACCUGACCGAAGCUGUCGAUACGUGCGUUAAUGCCGCCGGUCGAGAGUUUGAUCCUCAGUGGCAGAAGCGACUGCUCAAGGCCGCGUCGUUUGGCAAGUCGGUGCUCGACAUCUACAACAGCGACGAGUUUGUCGACAUGUGUGAGACGCUACGGGUUCUCAAUGCUGUCCGAAGCUUUGAGAUUGGAAUCCCCCUGUCAUUUCAGCAAUAUCACAGGCUGACCCCUGAGCGACUUAUUCAACGACUGAUCCAGCGGCACGAGUAUUUGCUGGCACUAAAGAUUGCUGGCUACUUGAAGCUACCGACGGAUCGCAUCUACGUCAGCUGGGCAUCUACAAAGGUCCGCGUGGGUGCUCAAGACGACGAUACCAUCUGCCGACUGGUCGUGGAGAGACUUUCUGGCAAGCCUGGUAUCUCGUUCGAGGAGAUUGCAAGAGCUGCAUAUCAUGAAGGACGAGGCCGUUUGGCUACGGAGCUGUUGAACCAUGAGCCACGCGGAGGGAGACAAGUGCCUCUUCUGCUGGAUAUGGAAGAGGACGAACUGGCCCUGGACAAGGCCAUCGAAAGCGGUGAUACUGAUCUCAUCCUUUUUGUUCUCACAAAGCUCAAGAAGAAGCUACCUUUGGCAUCAUUCUUCCGGGUGAUCAAUGUUCGGCCAACGGCAACGGCCCUGGUAGAGUCGGCGGCCUUGUCGGAAGGAGACAAUACUCUUCUCAAGGACAUGUACUACCAGGACGAUAGACGAGUCGACGGGGCCAAUGUUUUCAUCCGCGAGUCGCUUCGACAGCCCGAUGCUCGCACUGCAUCCGAUAAGCUAGCUCUUGCAGCCAAGCUCCUCUCUGAAUCCAAAGAUAACGCAGCAGAAGUCUACGUGCUCAAGGAAACAACGCAACUCCUUCGUGCACAAGAGGCGCUAGACCGCGACCUGACGGAUUCCUUCUCCGGACUGAGCGUCAACGAGACGAUCUUCAAGCUCAUCCGGCUCGGCUACCACGGAAAGGCCAAGAAGAUUCAGAGCGACUUCAAGGUGCCAGAGAAGGUUGUUUGGUGGAUUAGGCUUCGGGCACUUGUCGCAAAGCGAGAAUGGGGUGAGAUUGAGGAUAUCGCAAAGGCUAAGAAGAGCCCGAUCGGAUGGACGGCGGGUAAUCCGCGCUUGGCGGCGGUGUUUAUACCCAAGUGUACUGGUUUGGAGCCCGGGGAGACGAUUACCAUGUACGAAAAGUGCGGGAUGCGAGUUAAGGCGGCGGAGGAGGCUGUUAAGCUGAAGGCUGCGGCGGCGUAUGAGAGGUUGUUGGAGGCGGCGGGGAGAGACACGACUGAGGGGAAGGAGAUUGAGAGGAUUGGUGGCGCGGUGUUUAAGAAGUAA
This is a messenger RNA of Trichoderma aggressivum f. europaeum, 2460 nucleotides long. RefSeq lists its product as uncharacterized. Gene Ontology annotation, cellular component: endosome; lysosomal membrane; cytoplasm. The transcript is spliced from 5 exons. Lineage: Eukaryota; Fungi; Ascomycota; Sordariomycetes; Hypocreales; Hypocreaceae. Gene Ontology annotation, biological process: endosomal transport; vacuole fusion, non-autophagic; intracellular protein transport. The coding region runs from base 1 to 2460 and encodes 819 amino acids. Gene Ontology annotation, molecular function: actin binding. The record is from RefSeq and is a predicted model, not a curated record.